AGUAAAUUAUCAAUAUUAAGAGGUAACUAAUUCUAACUUCUUAAGGAUGUUUCUCAAUUUUGCCUUAUUUUUAUAGUUUGACCAAUGAAUAACCACUCCUUCCAACCAGAAUGUAAAUUCAAAAUCCUCCCCAAAUUGGUCUAUGAUUACAGUUUCCCUAAAAUUUUGAAGACCAAUGCCAACUUCCCUAAAAACCUGCAUUUCUCCCUCUUAAAAUGCCUAAAUAGUAAAAGCUUACUCAUACAUUUAUUCACCAAGAUGGUAAUUAAUAAUCUCAACAAGGUUUAGAGAAAGUGUAGUAAUAAGGUUCCUUAAAAGUGAUUUUUUAUUUGUUCUGUUAGAAAAUUUUUUUUUGGUGGAUAACAUGGGUAUCUGGGCCUUUAGCCUGGGUAGUUGCAAAACACCCCAUCCAAAGCAAAGCUCCAUCUAAUGUGGCUUGGUCGUGGAGUUGCUCAGCAAGUGGUGGCAUCUGGAUUAAGGUGCAUUGUGAGCAACCAGGAUAAGUGGUACUUGCACUACUUGGACACCACUUGGCAGGAAUUCUAUAUGAAUGAACCACUCACAAAUAUUACAAACUCCAAGCAACAGAAGUUAGUUAUUGGUGGUGAGGUAUGCAUGUGGGGUGAAUACAUUGAUGGGUCAGAUAUAGAACAAACCAUAUGGCCACGUGCUGCAGCAGCUGCUGAGCGGCUAUGGACACCAUAUGACAAGCUUGCCAAGGAUGCAAGUGAAGUUACUGGAAGGUUGGCUUAUUUCAGAUGUUUACUGAAUCAAAGAGGAGUUGCUGCUGCUCCAUUAUCUGGACCAGGCCGAGUUGCCCCUUUUGAACCAGGUUCCUGCUACGUGCAAUAAGAAGUUGAAGCACUGGAACAACUCCUAGUUGUAAAAAACCAAUUUGGCUGUAAAUUGAAAAAAGGCCUCAGUUUAAUGUACCUCAUACUGGUGGAUGCAUCGCACCUGUUAAAGAUCAGGUAGUUUCUACCAGUUGCUUUCUUCAAUUUCUUCAGCAAAAAGUUAUUAUGUCCUUCUACAAUUGAAGCACAGCUUGAAAAUUCAAACUAAAUGAAUGGAUCUUUUCAUC
This is a messenger RNA of Rubroshorea leprosula, 1081 nucleotides long. The record is from the annotation of a GenBank genome assembly. Lineage: Eukaryota; Viridiplantae; Streptophyta; Magnoliopsida; Malvales; Dipterocarpaceae.